Molecule: messenger RNA, 624 nt
Organism: Trichogramma pretiosum
Lineage: Eukaryota; Metazoa; Arthropoda; Insecta; Hymenoptera; Trichogrammatidae
Exons: 3
Coding region: 1-624 (207 amino acids)
Source: RefSeq, a predicted model, not a curated record
AUGAUCGCCGCUGCUCGUAAAUGCGGCUGCCCGGAUUUAGACAACAAGCCCAGUCCUUGCGACGAUUCCAUUUUCAGCGGAGAUAGCGAAAAUGUAGAUUGCCAAGAUCUAUCCAAUGAAAAGGACGACUGCGGCUGCGACGGCGACGACGGCUGCUCCACCGACCAGCCCGAGUCCAAGGUCGUGUCCGAGAUAGCCGACAAGGGUCUUCCCUACAAGGAGAUCGAGACGCUGUUCAACAACAAUCGCAUGGUCAUACGCAUACAGUCGCUCAAGCCGCCCAAGGAGUUCGAUCCACCCUGCGACUGCUCCGAAAACGAGGACAACGUCAGCAAAGCCGAUUCCUUGAGUGGACGGCGCAGCGACGUCAUUUUUCAAAAAGCCGAGGGCUGCCGAACGAUCAAUGUUUAUCCGCAGCCGGGCCCAAAAAAGGAGCGCAUCGAUACGAGCAAGAAGUCCGCAGCGAAGAGUCCCAUCGAGCUGCCGAGCGUCAAUCUCGAGGAGAAUCCCAAUAUCUUCGUGCUGAAGAUCAAGCGCAAGGUCGACAACGGCGAGAAGAAGCAGAAUCUCGAUCUCGAGUAUCGCAGCCCUCGGCCCUGGCGCAAGAAGGAUUAUUUCAAAUGA